GGCAGCGCAGGUUCCCGGCCCGGCCGUGCCGGCGAUGGGCGGGCGCAGCGCGGCGCGGCGGGAGCACACGGGCCGGCGGCUGGCGCGGUUCGCGGCGCUGCGAGGCGCGGCCGCCCGGCCCGGCGAGCUCUGGGACGUGGUGGUGCUGACGGCGGCGGACGCGGCGCAGGCGGGCGCGUUCCGGGAGCAGCUGGCGGAGAAGCUGCGGCGGGGGGAGCUGCCGAGGGGCGUCCGGUACCACGUGUGCGCCGACCCGCCGGGGCCCAGGAUCGGAAAUGGUGGAUCAACUCUUCAUGUUCUUCAGUACUUGGAAGAUCUGUAUGGUGAUCAGUGGGCUUCCUUCACUGUGCUGCUAAUCCAUUCUGGUGGUUACAGCCAGCGUUUACCAAGUGCAAGUGCCCUGGGGAAGAUCUUCACGGCCCUGCCAUUUGGAGAUCCCCUUUACCAGAUGCUGGAGCUGAAGAUGGCCAUGUACAUCGACUUUCCCCGUCACAUGAAACCAGGAAUCCUCGUCACGUGUUCGGAUGACAUAGAGCUGUACAGCACUGAAGUGACAGAAACCAUCGCGUUGGAUAAACCUGGAUUUACCGCCUUGGCUCACCCCUCAGAUUUGGCAGUCGGGACCACUCACGGGGUGUUUGUCUUAGAUCCGUCCAGUUUUUCAGGAAAAGGAGGACUGGAAUAUGCAUCUUGCCAUCGUUUCCUGCACAAGCCUGACGUGGGGAUGAUGCGGCAGAGUGGUGCAGUGUGUGUGAGGCAUUGCUCCUCUGGGAACCACGGCGACUCAGGAAUGGCCUCGGAGUGUGUGUACACAGACAGCAUAUUCUACAUGGAUCACCUCACUGCAAAGCAGCUACUGAUGUUCUAUAAGCGGAUGGGCACACUUUGCUAUGAAAUAGAUGCAUAUGGUGACUUCCUCCAGGCCCUGGGGCCCGGAGCCACUCCAGAUUAUACCAAAAAAAUGAGUAAUGUCACCAAGGAGGACUUGGGGUUGGUGGAAGUUCGGCAGCAGUUAUACUCCCUCCUGCGAGGAACUGCCCUCAAUGUCAUAGUCCUCAACAACUCCCAGUUCUACCACAUUGGAACUACUCAGGAGUAUUUGUUUCAUUUUACAGCUGAGAGCAAACUGAGAUUUGAGCUUGACUUGCUGCCUGUGGCUUUCAGUAUCUUUCCUGACACAGCCGAGACCUCAGAUCAGUCAAGCGUCAUCCAGAGCAUCCUUGAGCCCAGAUGUGUGAUAGGGCCUGGCUCUGUCAUUGAAUACUCCAGAAUUGGGCCUGAGGUCUCGGUAGGGAAGAGCAGCAUUGUUAGUGGGUCCUGCAUAAAUUUCAGUGUAGAGAUACCCUCACACUGCUUUCUGAGUUCAGUAACUGUGAAAAUUAAUGACCAAGUUGAGUAUGUCACCAUGGUGUUUGGUGUAGGAGACGACUUGAAGAAGACUGUGACUUUGCUGUCAGAUGUACACUCGCUCCAGUUUUUUGGAGCCAGCUUAGCAGAAUGCCUGGGCCUCUGGAGUAUAGAGGCUUCAGACCAGCUCUUCUCCAGUGGGAACAAACAUCUGGGACUGUGGACUGCCAGGAUUUUUCCUGUUUGUUCUACUCUAGGUGAAUCCGUUAGGAUGUCGCUGAAGAUGUUGAAUUCUGUGCAGCACAUGUCACCUUUCAAACUAAGUGGCUUUCGGCUCAUGUCUGUUGAAGAAAUGCUCGCCUACAAGGAUGUAGAAGACAUGCUGAAGUUUAGGAAGCAAAUUUAUGAUGAAGUCUGUCUACAAAGACAAAAAGAGAAGUCUGAUUGUAGAACGAACUGUACUUGAACAAAUCUGUUUUCAUUUGUGGGUAAUUGAUUACUUCAUAGCUUAUAAGAAUGCUGAGGAAAAAGUACACAGAUCUUUUCUCUGAUCUCAUUGAAGUAAUAAUAAAGAAAUUGCAUUAACAGUGUUGUUGUAGCAUAACAUUAAUAAUACAGCAAAUGUGAUAAACUGUUCUUUUGAUGAAAGUAGUAAAAUAUUUCAGAUCUGAAA
This is a messenger RNA of Myiozetetes cayanensis, 2020 nucleotides long. It is a transcript of the gene FPGT, whose product is annotated as fucose-1-phosphate guanylyltransferase. NCBI's taxonomy places the organism in Eukaryota, Metazoa, Chordata, Aves, Passeriformes, Tyrannidae. The record is from RefSeq and is a predicted model, not a curated record. Gene Ontology annotation, molecular function: transferase activity, transferring phosphorus-containing groups.